UAAAAAACAAAAUACAAAAUCCAGUUUAAGCCUGUAAAGUUUCAUGUGACAUCAUCCAGGAUCCAGUGGUAAGAGGAGAGAUUCUGCUGAGGGGGAUCGAGACUCCUUCCCAUCUUGGGUGGUUCAUCAUGUAAGCAACCUCCACUCGUUUUCCAAACAUCCAUCCUUAUGUAGCACUGCGCUGCGAGGUGUGAUGUCAAGACUGAGCUCUUGCAGCUCUCCAGACAAGUCUAAAGGAGAGGCUCGAGGAGAGGCUGAAAACUUCUAACAAGUCCAAAGACUUUCCACAAGACGCACAAGUUUGCAUAAAACAGACAUGGAGUCAAAAACUGAUGCUGGACCAGCAUCGAUGACCAGCAAAGAUCUGGCUUCUAUUGAGGACGAAGAGGUUCUCAACAACAUGCUGGAUAAAGCAACAGAUUUUGAAGAGAGACGAGUGAUACGUGCUGCAUUGAGGGACCUGCUUAAGAAAAAGAGAGAUAAACGAGAGCAGGAUCGAGGAUCGAGGCAGCAGGACUUGAGACAGCAGGGACUGAGCAAAGGACUGACAACAGGUGGAGCUGUUAGCAUAGGCAGAGCAUCCAUGAACCAGCUGCCACCCACAAACAAGCCGCCAAGCCAGCCCUCUGCAUCAGCAAGCAGCAAGGCCAGUCCUGCUGUAGCCUCAGCCCAGAAAUGUCCUCCUGCUGUAGCACCCAACCUUAAAAAUGUCAAACAGAUGCUUCUGGACUGGUGCAGGGCCAAAACAGAGCCAUAUGAGGGGGUGGACAUCCAUAACUUCUCCUCAAGUUGGAAAGACGGCAUAGCCUUCUGUGCCUUGGUACACCGCUUCUUCCCCGAUGCGUUUGAGUACUCCAUCCUCAACCCCAACAAGCCUAGGGAAAAUUUCCAGCUGGCUUUCAACACUGCAGAGAGGCUGGCUGGCUGCCCCCCCCUGCUGGACGCUGAUGACUUAGUCCGGAUGAAUGAGCCCGACUGGAAGUGUGUAUACACGUACAUCCAGGAGUUUUACCGCUGCCUGGUGGAGAAAGGCCUAGUCAAAACUAAAAAGCGGGCAUAGACUUUGCAAAGUCAGACAGCUUUCCUGAUUGGCUGUGGUUAUCAAUUUAAUA
Molecule: messenger RNA, 1112 nt
Organism: Etheostoma cragini (Arkansas darter)
Lineage: Eukaryota; Metazoa; Chordata; Actinopteri; Perciformes; Percidae
Gene: smtna
Product: smoothelin a
Exons: 8
Coding region: 317-1060 (247 amino acids)
Biological process (GO): actin cytoskeleton organization
Cellular component (GO): filamentous actin; microtubule organizing center
Molecular function (GO): protein binding
Source: RefSeq, a predicted model, not a curated record